CCUGUAAUACAUAAACAUGUUUAAAUGGACACAUGUUUAAUCAGAUUUUGUGUAGAGUAGUUUUUUUCUAUUUUAAGUCAAAUAUAGGGGGAACAAAGGAGUUGUAGAGGCACAGCAAAAUAGAAUUAUAGGGUCUCUAGGGGGACUUAGAGUUACAAAAUGGAAGAGGCUAUUGGUAAGUCGGCAAGCAUUGCUCAAUCUAUUGAUUCAUCAGUCGACUCUUCAAAAGAGGAUGAUAAAAAGGAUUUGGGCGGAGAAGAAGAAGAAAUUGGGGAAACUGAUCCACGCUUGAUUUUCUUGUUCAUGUAUUUGAAAAGGGUGAUGAAAUUCAGGCUGGAAAAGUGGACAAAGAUGAUGGGAACUGAAGACACCAGGGCAAUCAUAUUAAAAUUCUUUAACAUAGCAGAGAAAAUGACACUAUUUAUUACCAUACUACCAAGUGGUCUCAUGUGGCCAACUUUCGAAUACCCGGCAAAUACAAAAGCGAAAACUUGCUUUUUAAUGAAAAAAGUUUCAUCUAUGAUCACUCCAUCCAAUCUAAGAGAACUCAUAAUUUUUGGCGAUUUAUCUCCGAAACCGAUUGAAGAAAUAGUUACACUUGUUGAUGAUAUUUUAGUUCCUAUGAUUACAUCUCCAAGCAAUGAAAAAUGGCCCAAAACUCUAAUCGAUGAUGUGACAAGAAGGGUUCAAGACAUGAAAGAUGUUGUGUCUAAAUUUAAAGGCGACCUACAAGGAGCGAUCCUCCUUCCACUUCCUGAUGGAAUUGAUAGGGUUUAUGAAGAGGAAAGAAAUAUAAAAGAAUCGAAAGGAAAAAUGAUUGAUGUUCAGUUAAGAAUGAAUUAUGAAAGUGCUGUUUUAAAUUGGUCAAUUCAACUUAAUGAAGGGAUAUUAAAAAGAGUUUCAACAGAGAUUUUCCAAGAGCAAAAACAUCCUUUGCCAAGUGCAGAAUUUAAAUGGUGGGGUUCUCGAGUAAAGAAUCUUGAAGAGAUUUAUGAACAGUUAACUGAGCCAAAGGUAAAAAGAAUGGCUAGGAUUCUUGAAAUGACCGAAAGUGUUUUUCUUCCUUGUUUUAAUGAACUGGUUGAUUCUGUCAUGGCUGCAUUAAAAGAGGCGAGAGAAAUGGAUAAAUAUUUUUAUGCAUUGAAGAAACCUAUUGAUAAAGUCCAAGCGAUUGAUUUUGAGAUUGGAGAAAACACAUUUAUACCACUAAUACAUUCUAUUGCACUUAUGUGGGUGCAUUGCCCAUAUUUUUGCAACAACACAAAACUAAAUCAUUUUAUGAGCUUGGUUUUAAAUAUGAUUAUAGACGUUUCUUACAAAGCAGUUGACCCUCCUUCUUUAUUCCAAGGUGAAUUCGACGAAAACUUUGCAAAACUCAAAAAAGUUGUUGAAAAUUUAAAACUCUUUAAAAAACUGUUUGAAUCUUACGACAUGGAAAUAGGUAAAGUAUUUCCUCCACUCUCAGAACCCGUUUAUUGGAUCUAUGAAACAGAAGAAUUGUUCAAUAGAUACAAUGAUCAAAUAAAACGUUUAACACAGCUCGAGGAAGUCUUUGCACAAUGUAUAGAAUACCAGAAGCUUGAGAAAGUAGAAAUCGGUGGUUACUACAGCUAUAAUUUGAGCCGGAGGCUUGGCACCCUCUAUGAAGAGUUUAACGCCGCUGUUGAAGUUCUCCGUAAUAUACAAUAUGAUCCUGGUGAUCUAGAUGACAAUUCAUGGGAACGAGACUUUCAAGUUUUCAAAGAAAAGAUAAAAGACUUUGAUAAUAGAAUGGCUGCAAUAUGCGCCCUUGGAUUUGACAAUUGCACUAAUUUUCGAGACAUAUUCAGUAUGGUUUACCUGUUUCGUCCAUUUUUGGAUCGACCAAUUGUAGACUCAGCUAUGGCUAUGAAAUACAGUAAAAUUUCUCAACUUUAUAAGGAAGAAGUUGCAGUUGAACAUAAAAUAUACCUUGAUCAAUUGGAUAAGUAUAAGCAAACAGGAGGUUUAGAUGUUGCAAACAAUUGGCCACCUGUAGCGGGAGCCAUAAAUUGGAUGAGAGGAUUAAAAUGUCGCAUCUCCUAUCCACUGGAAGAAUUGGAACAAUUUGAACACGAGUCUUGCCAUAACGAUGAUAUGGAAUUACUGAUGAAAAGGGCGAAAGAAUUGAUUGGUAAUCUUGGAAUUCUGGAAGAAGAGGUUCUCCAGAAAUGGUUUAUAAAAGUGCCUGAUGAAAUUAGAUCUAAUUUAAAGAAAACAAUCAUUACUAUAUCAAAUGCUAAACUGCUCAAUCUGAAUUUUGAUAAAAAGUUAAUCGCUGCUCUGAGAGAAGUACGUUUUAUGAAUAUGAUGGGUGGUGUAGAGGGGAUUCCUGAAGAUGCCCUAGAACUUUUUGCUAGAAGUGAUGAACUACAUUUAUGGAAUACUACGCUGACGAAGACUGUAGGCUGGUAUAACAUGAUAAGACAAAAGACAAAGCCACAAGAAUUUGACAUAGUUCAAGAUGAAAUCGCUGUGAUCGAUGUUCUUAUUCAACAGAUUCUUGAUUGGAACAAUUGGAAAAGUCCAAACAAUUGGGAAUGUAUUGAAAAGUUACGAGAUUCAGUCUGGGUUGUUGCUGAUAGGGUUAUGAAGGCACAAGAAAACCUUAAAAGAGUUAUAGAGCUUAUAAACCAGUGGAAUUUCAAACCUUUAUACAGCAGAAUUCCAAAUAAAAAAGAAUCCUUGUUACAACACAACGAUUUAGUUUCAGUGAAUAGAAGAUAUGAUCAAAUCAUAGCUGCGGGUGAAGAAAUAUACCGCUUGAUUGACAUUAACUUCCGCCUUUUGCAUGAUCUCCCAGUGAUUGAAAGUGCAUCGUCCCUCGAUGAGUCUAAAAAAGAUGAUACUGACAUUUCACAGCAACUUUCACAAGGGAUGUUGGAAGAAAAAGUAGAAGAAGAGGAAGCCCCAAUACCAGUACCACCAAAGAUAACUGACAUUCAUUCAUUAUCUAGAGGAAGCAUUCUUAAAAAGAAAAAAGCUAAAGAUGAGGAUCCAGAAUCUUCUGCAACGCUGUUGGACAUGACACUUAUUGAUGUAGAAGGGUUUGAGGAAUUGGAGGAAGAAGCAGAAGAGGAAGAAGAAGAAAUAGACGAGGAGGAAGAAGAAGAUGUACAAAUGCUGCUGUUUGAACGACCGUAUAUGAGGGCAAUGUAUAUGUCAGACCUGUGGAAAUCUGCAAGGGGUUAUCCACGCCCAAAACCAGAAGAUUAUGCAAUUGUACAACCGAGACCAGAAGAAGUGAAGAAAAAGAAAAAAGAAAAGAAAGAAGGGAAAAAGGGAAAGGCGAAAAAAGCUGGAGGAGGAGGAGGAAAGAAGGGGGGUAAAAAGAAAAAGGGAACUGUUCCGGAAGAAGACGAGAAAAAAGCCAAUGAAAAAAAAGGUGGGAAAGGGAAAAAGGUAAAAAUAAAAGUGGAAGAAGAGAGGAAAGAAGAUGACAAAUCCAAAGAUAAAAAAAGUAUAGAUACAAUCAGGGACACACGAGGAGUUUCAAAAUUAGACCUCCCAAUGCUUGAUGAUGGAUUCAUCUGGGGUGACAAGAGAGAGGAUAUGGAUGAAGAAAAGAAGGAUGUAGUUUUAACAAAUGAGGAAGAAAAGCCUUCAACGCCAAAGCCAACUCCUUCUCAAUUGUACAACCAACUCAUGGAACAGUUUGCUCUCAAUCCUUCAAAAAUCAACAGAUGGGACCGUUACCUUGAUAUGGUUGAUGACUUUGUUGAAGAAGGUCUUUUGCAUGCUGUUGGUGUUGCAAUCGGAUACUUUAUUGAAGAAAUGGCUGCAGGCAACGAACCACUUUUUGAAGUUAAAAUGAAACUCCAAGAACCGGAUAUUAUUUUUGAACCCAGUCUCAAUGAUGAUGCAGAAGAUCCUAAAUCACUUAUAGGACUGAUGAAUUUAAUAACUAAAGAUCUAAAUGCAAUGGCACUUCUUGUGCCAAGAAUUUCUUAUCGAAAACGUGCAGUUACUUAUAUGGAUGAUGUAACUAAAAACCCUGACAUAAUUAACAUGGAGGCUGAAACUAUGAAAAAAUUUGUCAUUGCAAUGGCCAAAUUGAACUCAUAUAUGCAAGAUUUUUAUGACUACUCCUAUCUCUGGACUACAGAUCGUACAGAAAAUUUAAGACAGUUCCUAAAGUAUAACAAAUUACUCACACCUGACGAACUUCAAAUGGAAAAAAGAAUGCUCGAGGAUCCAAAUGCUCCUAAGUUGCCCCAAGAGGCGCCAAGACUUGUUGAUUUUAAGAAUAUGAUUGAACACUAUGAAAAACUUUAUGCUGAAAUUUAUGAAAUGGACACAACUGAUGUCCUUGACGGAUGGCUUCGAAUAGAUUUAUCCCUGUUCAAACAUGCAUUGCUUGACCAUUGUCAUCAAUGGGGCAUGCUUUAUAAAAACCACCUAAAGAAUGACAUUAUCUUCAAAUUGACCGAUUUAAACAAGUUCAUAGAUGAUUCAUCAGCAGCUUUGGCAAAGCCAUUGGUUAAGGGAGACUACGACGGUCUUGUUGCUGUGAUAGGAGUGUUAUUGAAAAUCAAUGAAAGAUCUAAUGAGGCAGACACGAUGUUUGAACCAAUGAGAGAAACUGUCGAUUUACUCAAAGCGCAUGGUGUUGAUCUUCCGGAAGAUAUCAUUAAUUUACUUGCAAUUAUGCCAGAGAGAUGGAUCAAUCUAAAGAAAGUGGCACUUUCUGUAAAAGCAAAUGCUGCUCCACUUCUUCAGGAGGAAUCAAAUACAAUCAGGCGUCGUUUGCAAUUUUUUGAUGUCAGACAACACUUGUAUUAUGCAGGAUUUAAGAAGAAACCAUUUUUCUCAUGGGGAUGUUGGGAUCCAUACAUUGAAAUAGACAAAUGUGAUGUAGAAGUUAAACAUUUUGAAGAAAUAUGCGAACGGUUGACAGAGCAAGCUGGCCUUUUUGAAGUUCCAGUACCAGAAUUUAAAAUGCUGAAAACAUUCAGAAAGGAAUUAAAACUUGCAAAAAUACUUUGGGAUUAUAUACUGGUUAUAAAAUCAACUACAGAAGAUUGGGAGUCUACUUCUUGGAAAAAGAUUGACUCUGAAGUUAUGGACAUGGAAAUGAAGAAAUAUUCCAAAGAACUCCGAUUGCUUGACAAAACUCUUCGAGAAUGGGAUCUAUACUUUAAUCUGGAAUCAAUUAUCAAGAAUUUGCUAACAGCCCUCAGGGCUAUAACAGAACUUCAAAAUCCUUCUAUGAGAGAAAGACAUUGGAAACAGUUGAUGCAAGCCACCAAUGUAAUUAUGAUUUUUAAUAUUGAAGCCGACUUUUUUAGUAAUUUAUGCCAAAGUCUUCAUAUACGAUUUUCAUUUCAGGUAAAAUUCACAGUUACGGAUACAACAACCCUCAGAGAGCUCCUUGAUCUUAAUUUACACAAAUUUGAAGAAGAAGUGAAAACAAUUGUCGACAAAUCAGUGAAAGAACAGCAAUUUGAGAAAACGUUGACUGAUUUGAGGCAUACUUGGGCAAAUAUGGAGUUUGCUUAUGAGCCACAUGCCAGAUCAGGUUGCAAAGUGCUUAAAAUUAGUGAAGAAAUUGUUGAAACUCUGGAGGAAAAUCAGACCGCUCUCCAAAAUAUGUUGAGCUCCAAAUUUGUCUCCUACUUCAUCGAAGAAGUAACAGAUUGGCAAAAGAAACUCUCGACAUCUGAUCAAGUAAUUCACACCUGGAGUGAAGUACAGCGUACCUGGAUGCAUUUAGAAUCGAUUUUCAUUGGAUCUGAUGAUAUUAGAAAGCAACUACCAGAAGAUUCAAAAAGAUUUGAUAAAAUUGAUAAAGAAUUCAAGGCUAUGCUCCAUGAUAUUGCAGCCAUUCCAAAUGUUGUGAAAGCAACAAAUAGGCCACAUUUACAAGAACGGCUUGAAAAUAUGCAAGAAGAUUUGGCAAAAUGUGAAAAAGCACUGUCACAAUAUUUGGAAACAAAGAGACUGGCUUUCCCUCGCUUUUAUUUUUUGUCUUCUGUGGAUCUUCUUGAUAUUCUCUCCAACAGCAACAACCCAGAAGCUGUCUGCAAGCACUUGACAAAAUUGUACGAUUCAGUUUCUAAGCUGAAGUUUAAAUCGGAUGGGCAAAAAACGACAAAAUCAGCCAUAGGAAUGUGGGCAAAGGAUGGCGAAUUCGUAACUAUUAUCGGAAAUUGUGAAUGUUCUGGCCAAGUUGAAAAAUGGUUAAAUAACGUGACCAGCGCUAUGAGGCGCACAUUGAGGAACUGUUUUAAUUUUGCCCUACACACUUACGAUGACAAACCGAGAGAAAAAUGGGUUUUUGAUUACCCGGCACAAGUAUCUCUUGUGGGUACACAGAUUAUGUGGUCUAUGGAAGUAGAAAUCGCUUUUGGAAAAUUAGAAGAGGGUUAUGAGAAUGCUCUCAAAGAAUACAACAAAAAACAGAUAAUGCAAUUAAACAACUUAAUCAAUCUAAUGUUGGGAGACCUAAGUGAUGGUGAGAGACAGAAAAUCACAACUAUUUGUACAAUUGACGUGCAUUCAAGAGAUGUCAUUGCAAAGCUUAUAGCCAUGAAGGUUGAAUCAAACUCUGCUUUCCAAUGGCAAGCACAAUUAAGACAUAGAUGGGAUUAUAAGAUAUCUGAUUGCUAUGUGAACAUUUGCGAUGCUCAGUUCAAGUACGAUUAUGAAUAUUUAGGAAAUAUCCCUCGACUGGUUAUAACCCCACUGACCGAUCGUUGCUACAUCACACUGUCACAGUCACUUCAUUUAGUUAUGGGAGGUGCUCCUGCAGGACCAGCCGGUACAGGAAAAACAGAAACAACAAAAGAUCUUGGCAAGGGUUUAGGAAUGAUGGUAUAUGUAUUUAAUUGUUCAGAACAGAUGGACUAUAGGUCUUGUGGUAAUAUAUACAAAGGCUUGGCCCAGACUGGUGCUUGGGGUUGUUUUGAUGAAUUCAACAGAAUUUCAGUUGAAGUAUUGUCUGUAAUAGCAACACAAGUUAAAACUGUGCUUGAUGCUAUUAAGUCAAAGAAGAGAACAUUCAACUUCCAAGGUGAAAUGAUUACAUUGAUACCAACGGUGGGAAUUUUCAUCACUAUGAAUCCUGGAUAUGCUGGAAGAGCUGAAUUGCCUGAAAACUUGAAAGCUCUGUUCAGACCCUGUGCUAUGGUGGUGCCUGAUUUUGACUUGAUUUGUGAAAUUAUGUUGAUCGGUGAAGCCUUCCAAGAGGCGAGAGUUUUAGGAAAGAAGUUUUUGACGUUGUACUCACUGUGUAAAGAAUUACUUUCUAAGCAAGAUCAUUAUGAUUGGGGUUUAAGAGCCAUAAAGUCUGUCCUGGUUAUUGCUGGAAAAUUAAGAAGAGCAGAUCCUGAUAUGCCUGAAGAACAGGUGCUAAUGAGAGCCUUGAGAGAUUUCAACAUUCCCAAAAUUGUGACAGACGAUGUGAACAUUUUUAUGGGCCUUAUAGGAGAUCUUUUCCCUGCACUGGAUGUACCUAGGAAAAGGGAUUUGAACUUUGAAGCUCAAGUCAGACAAGCAGCCCUUGAUAUGUCCCUUCAGCCUGAAGAUGGAUUUAUCCUCAAGAUUUGCCAGCUUCAAGAAUUAUUUUCUGUACGGCAUUCUGUAUUUAUAAUUGGAUUUGCUGGUACUGGCAAAUCUUGUGUCUGGAAAACACUUUACAAAACUUAUGCAAAUAUGAAAAGAAAACCACAUUAUAAUGAUUUAGAACCCAAAGCUGUUACCAACGAUGAGCUCUUCGGUAUUAUCAAUCCUCAAACAAGAGAGUGGAAAGAUGGUCUUUUCUCCGUGUUGAUAAGAGAGCAAGCCCAGAUGUCAGGAGAUGGCCCAAAAUGGAUGGUUAUGGAUGGAGACAUUGAUCCUAUGUGGAUUGAAUCUCUCAAUACUGUCAUGGAUGAUAACAAGGUGCUCACGUUAGCCAGCAAUGAGAGAAUCGCUUUAACACCAUCCAUGAGACUGUUAUUUGAAAUCUCCAAUUUAAGAUCAGCUACACCAGCAACUGUAUCGAGAGCUGGAAUAUUGUAUAUAAACCCAACCGAUUUGGGAUGGAACCCUUAUGUAGCAAGUUGGUUAGAUACAAGAUCAAAUGAGAGUGAAAAAAUGACCUUACAAGUCUUAUUUGAAAAAUAUAUCCCUCCAGUUCUUGAUGCUAACAAAGCUGGAAAAUGGAAAAAAAUAACUCCAAUACCAGAUAUAGCACAUAUACAGAUGCUGUGUGUACUUCUGGAAUGUCUAAUCAUACCUGUAAACUGCCCAUCAGAGUGUCCUAAAGAAUGGUAUGAGAUAUAUUUUGUGUUUGCUUGUGUCUGGGCUUUUGGCUCUUCAACAUUCAAAGAUCAGAUAGUAGAUUGGAGGAUGGAGUUCACAAGAUGGUGGAUUAAUGAGUUCAAAAGUGUCAAAUUUCCUGUGGCUGUACAGAGUGGAAACGCUCCAGUAUUUGAUUACUAUAUCGACCAAGAAUCAAAGCGAUUCUUGCCUUGGACGGAUAAAAUAGUCGAUUUUGAACUGGAUUAUGAUAUUCCUCUACAAGCUGCAUUAGUCAACACAUCGGAAACAGCAAGAGUUAGAUACUUCCUUGACCUUCUAAUGGAACAGCACAGAAACACCAUGCUUAUAGGAAAUGCAGGAUGUGGAAAAUCUGUUGUCAUUUUGGAUAAAAUGAGUUCACUUAGCGAUAAAUUUGCUGUCACUAACAUAGCAUUUAACUUUUAUACAACUUCUGAAUUGCUUCAAAAAGUUCUUGAAAAACCCCUUGAAAAGAAAGCUGGACGAAAUUAUGCGCCACAAGGGAACAAGCAUAUGAUAUAUUUUAUUGACGAUAUGAACAUGCCUGAAGUUGAUAAAUAUGGAACUGUACAACCACACACUUUAAUUAGACAGCACAUGGAUUAUCAGCAUUGGUACGACAGACAGAAAUUGACGUUGAAAGAUAUUCACAAUAUAAUGUUUGUUGCCUGCAUGAACCCUACUGCAGGAAGCUUCUCUAUUGAUGGAAGACUACAAAGACAUUUUGCAGUUUUUGCUCUAAGUUUUCCAAGUAAUGAAGCUUUGAAUCACAUCUACACAACGCUUCUGUCACAACAUCUUCACAAUCCAACAAAUAAGUUCCAACAAACAGUCAUGAAAACUUGUGACUCAGUUGUUAACUGUGCUAUUCAAUUGCACUUCAAAAUGCAACAAACUUUCCUACCGACUGCUAUCAAAUUCCACUACAUAUUUAAUUUAAGGGAUUUAAGCAGUAUUUUUCAGAUUAUGAUCCAAACGAGCGCAGAUUGCAUUGUAGCUCCAGUCGUGUUGUUAAAGCUAUGGAUGCAUGAAGCAACUCGAGUGUAUUGUGACCGGCUCGUAGAACACAAGGACCAGGACCUGUUUCACAAAGUACUUAUUGAAACGAUAAAGAGAGUUGCUCCUGAAUUUGUGGAAGAGGAAUACUCUGUAAAACCUUUGCUCUUCUGCCACUUUUCCGAAGGCCUGGGUGAUCCAAAGUACAUGCCUUGUGAUUCUUGGCAGCAUUUGAACAAACUGCUGAACGAAGCAAUGUCACAAUACAAUGACAUAAUUUCAACAAUGAAUUUGGUUCUUUUUGAAGAUGCAAUGGCCCACAUAUGCCGAAUAAACAGAGUAAUGGAAAUGCCAAGAGGAAACGCAUUACUUGUUGGCGUGGGAGGUAGUGGAAAGCAGUCAUUGUCAAGACUGUCUGCAUUUAUUUCUAGUCUUGAUGCAUUCCAAAUACAGCUAAGAAAAGGCUACGGUAUUCCUGAUUUGAAGGCUGAUAUUGCUCAGUUAUAUAUUAAAGCAGGAUUAAAAAAUGUCGCAAUGAUGUUCCUGAUGACAGACUCGCAAAUACCAGAAGAAAAGUUUUUGGUGUCUAUUAAUGAUAUGUUGGCCUCAGGUGAAAUUCCUGACCUUUUCGCUGACGAUGAAAUAGACAAUAUUUGUAAAAUUGUCGCCCCAGAGGCAAAAAGUGCAGGGAUGAAACAGACUAAAGAUGGAAGUUGGUCAUUUUACAUAGACCGAGUGAGACGAAAUAUAAAAACAAUUUUGUGCUUUUCACCCGUCGGAUCAACUCUUAGAGUUAGAGCUAGAAAGUUUCCAGCUUUGGUCAACUGUACAACAAUAGACUGGUUUAUGGAAUGGCCCAAAAAAGCUCUAGAAAAUGUGUCUUUCAGAUUCUUAUUUGAUAACGAAAAUUUGCCUGAUCGACUUAAAUCGCCUAUGUCAUUAUGUAUGGCAGCUAUUCAUACAAGUGUGAAUAACAUGUCAAAUGCAUACUUGCUAAAUGAAAGAAGAUAUAAUUAUACAACACCCAAAUCAUUCCUGGAGCUCAUUAGCCUUUACACAAAAUUGCUAAAAGCGAAAUUUAAAGAAAAUCGAGACAAAAUAAAACGACUUCAAAGUGGUUUACAAAAGCUAAUAACUUGCUCAGAAGAGGCAGCAUUAUUGAAAUCAAAAUUGAAUGACCAAAAGAAAAUUGUAGCACAGAAAAAUCAAGCUGCUAGUGAGCUUGUGAGGAUAGUAGGAAGAGAAGCCGAGAAAGUUGCAAAAGAAAAGGUUUUUGCUCAGGAAGAAGAAAGAAAAUGUCAAAUUAUAGAAAUUGACGUGUCUAUCAAACAAAAAAUGUGUGAAGAAGAUUUAGAAAAAGCUAUGCCUGCACUGGAAGGUGCUGCAGCUGCUCUGGAUACUCUAGACAAAAAAAAUCUAAUUGAAUUGAAAUCCUUUGGUACACCUCAUGAAGCAGUUGCAAAAGUUGCUAGUGCCGUGUUGGUUUUGAUGUCGAAAGGAGGUAAAGUACCAAGAGACAGAAGCUGGAAAGCAUGUAAGGUAAUGAUGGGUACUGUGGAUCAGUUUCUAUACAAUUUACAAAACUUCAAUAAGGAAAAUAUCCACCCAGAAGUGGUCAAGGCUAUUCAACCUUAUUUGGCUGAUCCAGAUUUUGAUCCGAAGAGAGUAGUUACUAAAUCGUCUGCUGCUGGCGGUCUCUGUGAAUGGGUAAUUAAUAUAAUGAAAUUCCACGAAGUUUGGAUGGUGGUUUUACCUAAGAAAAACGCAGAGGCUGCUGCUAGGAAUGAGUUGAAUCGGGCAAGGGCCAAGCUCGAAGAAAUUAAUAAUAAAAUCAAUAAACUGGAAGAAGAGCUUGGAGCUUUGACAAGAAAGUUUGAACAAGCCGUAGCUGAAAAAAUGGCUUGCCAAGCAGAAGAAGAAAAAAUGUUGAACUCUAUUGACUUGGCAAACAGAUUGAUAAACGGUUUGUCAUCAGAAAACUCAAGAUGGAAAGAAACUGUUGUCACAUUGUCUUCGCAAUUGAUAACAUUCCCUGGGGAUAUACUUAUCAUAGCUUCAUUUAUUUCAUAUUUGGGAUGUUUUACCAGAAAAUAUCGAGAAGACUUAAUGACAAAACAGUGGUUGCACAUUUUUGAUAGUUUCAAUCCUAAAAUUCCAUCAACACCCCAACUUGAUGCUAUGGCUAUGCUUUCUGAUGAUGCUCAAGUAGCCCAGUGGCAGAAUGAGGGACUUCCUAAUGAUCGUAUGUCAGCAGAAAAUGCUACGAUACUCACUCACUGUGCUAGGUGGCCUCUUAUGAUCGAUCCUCAGCUACAAGGGUUAAAAUGGAUCAAACAAAGAAUUGGAAAAGACCUGAGAGUCUUAAGGCUUGGCACUAAAAACUAUUUGGACAGAAUUGAAAAUGCAAUUACUGAAGGUGCAACAAUGCUGAUCGAAAACUUAGGAGAAACAAUUGAGCCUGUGUUGGAUAAUCUCCUUGGUAGAAAUUUUAUAAGGAAAGGAAAGGUAGUCAAAAUUGGAGACAGAGAAAUAGACUACCACAAAAAAUUUAGACUGAUUCUUCAAACGAAACUUGCAAAUCCGCAUUAUCAGCCAGAAAUCCAAGCUCAGACUACUCUUAUUAAUUUUACAGUUACAAAAGAUGGUCUUGAGGAACAGUUGUUGGCUGAAGUGGUCAAAGCUGAAAGGCCAGAUCUGGAAAUAUUAAAAAGUACGUUGACAAAACAAAUGAACAAUUUCAAAAUUCUCAUCAAAAGCCUUGAGGAUGAACUUUUGCAAAGGCUAACAAAUGCUGGUCCAGACAUCCUUAAUGACAGAACUCUUGUUGAGAGAUUGGAAACCACUAAAAAGACUUCAGAAGAUAUCGCCAUAAAGGUAACUGAGGCUAAACAGACAUCUUCAAAAAUUGAUAUCGCAAGAGAAAUUUAUAGGCCUGUCGCUUUAAGAUCUUCCAUUAUGUACUUCAUUAUGAAUGAACUACAUAAAAUCAAUCCACUGUAUCAAUUCUCAUUGAAAGCUUUUAGCAUAGUUUUUCACGAUGCUAUUGAAAAAUGUGAACCAUCUGAUGAUAUACAUUUAAAAGUCAAUCUUCUCACUGAUACAAUUACAUUUAAUGUUUUCAUGUAUACAGUUAGAGCUUUAUUUGAAUGUGAUAAAUUGACAUUCAUGUCCUUGAUGGGUAUUCAGAUUUUGUCGAAAAAAGGUGAGAUACAGCAAGAUGAACUGGACUUCCUCCUUCGUAGCCCUUAUAUACCGAAUUUGUCAUCACCAUGUGACUUUUUAUCGAAUGUUCAAUGGGGAGGUGUUCGUGCCCUAUCCCUUAUGGACGAAUUCAAGAAUUUGGAUAAGGAUAUUGAAGGGUCGAUGAAAAGGUGGAAAAAGUUUGUUGAAGGGGAAUGCCCUGAGAGGGAUAAAUUCCCGCAAGACUGGAAGAACAAAUCGGCUUUUCAGAAACUUUGCAUGAUGAGAGCACUCAGACCGGACAGAAUGUCAUAUGCAAUGAGAUUCUUCAUUGAAGAAAAACUCGGCAGUAAUUUUGUCACAGCAAGAACUGUUAGCUUUGAAAAGUCAUAUUUGGAAACGAGUGCUACAACACCUGUCUUUUUCAUACUAUCUCCUGGUGUAGACCCUACAAGAGAUGUAGAAAGGAUUGGCAAAAGACUCGGAUUUACAGCAGAUAAGAAGAACUUUCAUAAUAUUUCCCUUGGGCAAGGCCAGGAGCCAAUUGCAGAAAAGGCUAUUGAAAAUGGAGCAAAACUAGGACAUUGGGUAAUCUUACAGAAUGUGCAUUUAGUAGCAAGAUGGUUGCCUACAUUGGAUAAAAAAAUGGAAGCAUCGCAAGAAAAUCCACAUCCCGAUUUUAGACUGUACAUCAGUAGUGAGCCAGCACCUGUCCCAUCGAUGCAUGCAAUUCCUCAGGGAGUGUUGGAGUCAUCUAUUAAAAUAACAAAUGAGCCUCCAACUGGAAUGUUCAAUAAUCUGCACAAAGCUCUUGAUAACUUCUCACAAGAUACUUUGGAAAUGUGUUCAAAGGAAGCUGAAUUUAAAGCGAUCCUUUUCUCAUUGUGCUAUUUUCAUGCUGUAGUGGCUGAAAGGAGAAAGUUUGGGCCAGCAGGCUGGAAUAGAAAGUACCCGUUCAAUGUUGGUGACUUGAUUAUAAGCGUCCAAAUUCUUUAUAACUAUCUAGAAAAUAACAGUAAAGUCCCUUGGGAAGAUUUGAGGUAUUUAUUUGGGGAGAUUAUGUAUGGUGGACAUAUCACAGAUGACUGGGAUAGAAGACUGUGUAGAUCAUUUUUGAAAGAAUAUAUGAAUCCAGAUCUUAUGGAGGGAGAUUUAUACUAUGCCCCUGGAUUUCAAGCUCCUCCAAAUUCAGAUUACAUUGGCUACCAUCGAUUCAUUGAUGCAAUGCUUCCUUCUGAAAGCCCAAUUUUGUAUGGUUUACAUCCAAAUGCUGAAAUCGGAGUGUUGACUACGCAAGCGGAUUCGCUUUUCCGAACGAUAUUUGAGCUUCAGCCAAGAGAUGCAGGAGCUGAGAGCAGUGGAGGAAUCACCAAAGAAGAGAAAGUAAAAGGAAUCAUAGAUGACAUUUUGGACAAAUUACCACAGCCAUUUUCUAUAGCCGAUAUGAUGGCAAGAACUGAAGACAGGAGUCCAUUUACAAUAGUGGCCUUCCAAGAGUGCGAACGAAUGAACAUUCUAAUGAAUGAAAUGUCUAGAACAUUGAAAGAACUUGCUUUAGGAUUAAAAGGUGAGCUGACAAUCUCAAGAGAUAUGGAAGUCCUUCAAGAAUCAUUGUUUUUGGAUGAAGUACCAGAGAAUUGGAGUAAAAGGGCUUAUCCAUCUAACUUGCCAUUGUCUGCCUGGUAUGCAGAUCUUCAGCAAAGGUUAAAAGAACUGGAGGGUUGGGUCGGCGAUUUCUUGUUACCAAGUUCAGUCUGGCUUGGUGGACUUUUCAAUCCACAGUCAUUCUUAACAGCUAUUAUGCAGAACACAGCGAGGAAAAAUGAAUGGCCGUUAGAUAAAAUGUGCCUCCAAUGUGAUGUUACAAAGAAGAUCAAAGAAGAAAUCAGUUCAUCUCCAAGAGAUGGUGCCUACAUUAACGGCCUUUACAUGGAAGGUGCUCGUUGGGAUAGUGCUAUGGGUACUAUUGUCGACAGCAAGCUUAAAGAACUGUACCCUUUGAUGCCAGUCAUUCAAAUGAAAGCCAUCACAAUUGAUAAACAGGAUUUAAGGAGUGUAUACGAAUGCCCGGUGUACAAGACAAAACUUAGAGGUCCAACGUAUGUCUGGACUUUUAAUCUUAAGACCAAACAGAAAGCCUCGAAAUGGAUUUUAGCCGGAGUCUGUCUUCUUCUAAGCAUCUAGAUGAUCCUUGCCAUCAACAUCCUUGCUUAAUAAAGUCUUAAUAAUCAAA
Molecule: messenger RNA, 14689 nt
Organism: Cimex lectularius (bed bug)
Lineage: Eukaryota; Metazoa; Arthropoda; Insecta; Hemiptera; Cimicidae
Product: dynein beta chain, ciliary-like
Exons: 79
Coding region: 160-14640 (4826 amino acids)
Biological process (GO): microtubule-based movement
Cellular component (GO): dynein complex
Molecular function (GO): ATP binding; dynein light intermediate chain binding; dynein intermediate chain binding
Source: RefSeq, a predicted model, not a curated record